Molecule: messenger RNA, 2931 nt
Organism: Panicum hallii
Lineage: Eukaryota; Viridiplantae; Streptophyta; Magnoliopsida; Poales; Poaceae
Exons: 1
Coding region: 287-2710 (807 amino acids)
Source: RefSeq, a predicted model, not a curated record
ACUUUCGAGCUGGUCACAUCGCCUCUACAGCUUACUCUACUGCGUCCCUCGAUCCUGCUUUAAAUCACUCUCAGCUUUGUCGCAUUUGAUGACAAAAAAGCAAACCUACGCCUACACGCGAUGCUCUUCGUCUUCCUUUGUUCUUGCUGGAACAAUUUUCUGCUCUUCCUCUUCGAUCUCCUUUGGAUUGAGAUGAACUAGAUAGUAGUAGUCAGUAUAUAUAAAUACGAGGCAUGUGUCGCUAGCUAUUACAGUGGCUAUCUCGAAGCCCGGCCAAGAGGUAGCCAUGGUGCUGUUCGAGAAUGUCGUCUGCGACCAAUCCACUAGGCUGUUCGUCUCCAACCUUACCUCCACGUACGUCAACCAGAGCAAUGAGGCCUCCAUGGUGGCGGCCUCCGUCAUCAUGUUCGUCCUCGCCGGGGUCUUCUUCAACCUGAACCUCUUCAGCGGCAUCUCCGACGUGAGUGCCAUCCUCGACCCCAAGGUCCGCAUCGUCCUCUCCUCGGCGCUCUCCCUGCUGCUCCCCGUCAUGUCGUACCUCUUUUCCGAGGCCAAGAACGCCGGCAAGGCCAGCUCCACCAAGCCCGCCGGUGCCGGCGCCGCCACGGACCUGACGCUGCAGGCUUUGGUCAUCCUCGUGUGGAUGCUGCUGGUGGAGCUCCUCCGCAAGAAGGUGGACGAGAUCCGCAUGAAGGGCAUCUCCAGCAGCCUCCAGCGCGCCGGCCGUGUCGUCUGGCUGGGCAGCCUGGUCUUCUUCAACAUCCGCAGCGCCGGCCGGAAGAUCCUCUUCGGCAUCCUCUGGAUCCUCUGCGCCACCACGGUGGUGCAGCGGAUCGCCUUCACCGAGUUCGGCAAGCGCUCCUACGCCCACGGCAAGAACGCCAGGCUCAUCGCCUCCUACAUGGCACAAAUCCUUGGCCUCCACGUUGUUCCUGUCGUGCACCACGACGCCGGCGACGUGGAGCAUGCUGCUCAACGACCGACGCCUGAGCAGCUGCUGAAGGCGUGCCCGUACAUCGUGGUGGGAGAAGAUCAGCUGGUGAAGGAGGCGACGGCGGACGGUUACGAUCUGAACGUUGACCCGAACGGCGUUGCGGUCGUCACCGGCGUAGUCACAGUCGGCGAUGUCUGGAGGCUCACCGAGAGUGAUUCGAGCUUCGAUGGCUGGGAUCGAGACCAACGCCUGAGGAGGCUCUGUCUCUCCUUCGCUCUCUUCAAGCUCCUCCGCCGCCGGUUCGAGCAGCACGAGCCACUGACCGAGGAGGAAGCCACCCACGGCAGGGAGCUCAUCCUCAAGGGCCUCUACUGCAAUAAGGUCAAGGAGGACGGACAUGGAGGCACGGUGAGGAUGACGACGGACUCCGAGGCGGUGUUCCAGGUGAUCACCGACGACGUCAACUUCCUCUCCGAGUACUACCACUCCGUCGUCCCCGUCAUCUUCGCGAGCCCCUUCUUCCUGCUCGCCAACUACCUCCUCUUGCCCGUGGUCGUGCUCGGCCUCUGCCUCAUGACCGUCUUCCUCUGCGGCAACGGAGACUUCGGCUACGCACUGGCCAGCAUCCACGUGGACAACUACACCCUCAGCACCGGCAUCCGCAACCUGACCAUGUGCCUCUUCAAGGAGGUCAAAAAGUCCCCCAACUCCUUCUUCGCCCUGCUUGACCUCGCCAUCACCUUCCUCCUCUUCAUCAUCUUCGUCUACGAGUCCGUCUGGGAGCUCGCCGUCUUCCUCCUCUCCAACUGGUUCAUGGUCGCGCUCGUCUGCGACUACGCGGCCAGGCCGGCGUGGCGAGAGAAGCCCAGCUUCAGGUGGGGCUUCCGCCGGAUCCGGUGGCUGCGGAGCAGGAUGAGCCACGGCGAGCUCACCAUCAAACAGUUCUCCGUGCUCAACCUGCGGUGGCCGCCGGUCUUCCCGCUGCCGUCCACGCUCUCCCUGCUGGUGCGGGCCAGGACUGUUCCGGCCUCUGUUAAGGACUCCAUCAUGGAGUACCUCGUGGCACAUGACCAUGCUGCUCCCAUCUCCAUUGGCAAGCCCGUGGUAGACCAAGAUCUUCAAUGGGCGUUCAAGAGCAAGAGCAUCGCCGAGGUCAUCCUCACCUGGCACAUCGCCACCACCAUAUUCGAGGACAAAUUCCCAUCUCAUACCUCGAGCAGCAUUGUGGCGACGAGGCUGUCCAAGUACUGUUCAUACCUGGUGAUCUUCCACCCGGAGCUCCUGCCGGACAAUCAGGACAAGACGGAGGACGUCGUCGACCUCGUGAAAAAGGAGCUCAAGGAGAGCCUCGGCUGCCUGGAGUUCUUCUUCUUCCGGCAGGCCGCCCGGGUCGAGAGGAUCAUGAAGCUCGAGGGAGAAGGGAGCUGGACAGAAAAGAAGGUGGUGAAAAAUGGUGUGACGCUAGGUGCUUCAUUACGGGCAAAGGCAAAGCCGCCGAAUGAUCCGGGAAGCAAGCCGCCGAAUGAUCCGGAAAUUGUGUGGAAGAUGCUGGGCGAUGUGUGGACGGAGAUUAUGAUCUACCUGGCACCAUCGACGGACGAGGAACGCAUGAAGGGGCAUGAGAACGCGCUGGUGGAGGGAGGCGAGUUCAUCACCGUGCUCUGGGCACUGACCACGCACACUGGCGUAUCCCGGAAGCCCAUGCCGGAUGGUGGUCAGGGCGAAGAUGGCGAUCGUACUAAGCGGGCUGCAGGUUCACCUGGAUCCGGCCAUUGAUUCGCUUGCAUAUAUAUUACUGCUCGCUCUUUGAGUUUGUAUUGCGUGUUCUGUGUGUUUGUUCACCUCCCUUUUGAUUCUUUCUGAGUGCCGGGCAUUUUAUGAGUGCCAGAGUGUGUUCGGAGUACGCUCUGAAGUAUUACGGAAGAGAUCGAUAUGCAUGGGUUUGUAAUUCAGCUGAAGUUCUGUUUGAAUUUAUACAACAUCUUUUGCUUUAACAA